UGGCUACAGUUCGUAGUGGAGAGUCACCACCAUGGCCUUGUUUGUGGACUCGUGGCUCACGGAGCUGUUGGUAGCCCUGUCACUGGUGACAGUGGCGGUGUACGCCUGGUUCUCCCACAGGUACAAGUACUGGCACAAGAAGGGCGUGCCUUACCUGGAACCACAGUUUCCGUUUGGAAAUGUUUACGAAAGUUUUGUGGGCAAGCGAUCACUGCCACUGAUCAUCAGCGACGCUUAUCGGCAGUUUAAAGGUAAACGAUUCGGUGGAAUAUACAUCGUCACCCAACCAGCUUUGGUGACAGUGGACCCUGAUUUCAUCCGUGACGUUCUUGUGAAGGAUUGGACUUUCCACGACAGGGGAAUAAGAGUGGACGAAAAUGAACCCCUGGAACACCUCUUCUUGUUGGGAGGCAGCAAGUGGCGGCGGUUACGUGUAAAGCUGACACCGACGUUCACAUCGGGGAAAAUGAAGAUGAUGUUCCAGACGAUGGCGGCGUGCGGCCGUGAGAUGGCAGAAGUGCUGCAGGGGCCGGCGGACGCAGGGGAGGUGGUGGAGAUGCGCGAGGUGGCCGCCCGCUACGCCACUGACGUCAUCGCUUCCGUCGCCUUCGGCAUCGAGGUGGACUGUCAGCGCAACCCUGACGACCCCUUCAGGCAGUGGGGGCGCCGCGUCUUCGAGGCUAACGUGCGGGCCACAAUCAGUUUCCUUAUAAGCGCCAUCAAUCCCAAACUACUGACAACAUUUAGGAUAAGAAGUAACGCGUCGGCCGUCUCGCAGUACUUUCGUGGUAUGGUGAGAGACACUGUGAAGCACAGGGAGGAUAACGGCAUAACGAGGAACGACUUCAUGCACCUGCUGAUCCAGCUCAAGAACAAGGGCUCCAUCGACAGUGACAAGAGCGUUAAUCACAAGGAGAACGAGGAGGAGGACAAUUGGAGACUAUCGAUCGAUGACAUCGCUGCCCAGGCAUUUGUGUUCUUCAUCGCGGGUUUUGAGACAUCGUCAUCCACCGUGAGCUUUGCCUUGCACGAACUGGCCUUCAACCCAGACAUCCAGUCCCGGGUGCAGGAGGAGAUUGACGCUGUUCUGAAGGAGAACAAAGGAGAAGUCACUUAUGAAGCGGUGAACAAUAUGCACUACCUUGAUAAAGUUGUUGCAGAAACACUGAGGAAAUAUCCACCAGCUCCAGUACUGAGCAGGGAGAGCAAUGCCGAGUACCAGAUACCUGACAGUGACAUUAUCCUUGAGAAAGGUACUAAGGUUUUUAUACCUAUGUAUGGUCUGCAUCAUGACCCAGAGUACUUCCCAGACCCUGAACGCUUUGACCCUGAGAGGUUCUCAGAAGAGCAGAAGGCCCAGAGACACCCAUAUGUCUACCUGCCAUUCGGAGAAGGACCACGCAUCUGCAUAGGGAUGAGGUUUGGGUUACUGCAGACAAAAGUUGCUCUUACAUAUCUGCUGUCAAGAUUCAGCUUUGAACCAAGUGAGAAGUCUGUUCACCACUUGACCUUUGAGCCCAGAUCGUUUGUUCUCAUGCCAAAAGGAGGUAUCCAGCUGAGAAUGAGAAAGAGAAACCAAUUGUAGUCUGAGUUACAAAGGCUUUAACAUUUUGUACUUAUAUAUAUAUAUCUGUAUGUAUGUAUGUAUGUGUGUGUGUGUGUGUGUGUGUGUGUGUGUGUGUGUGUGUGUGUUUAGCAGUUCUUGUUGCAUUAUUUCUAAAGAAUAUAAAGCUGUUGUAAUUAGCAGUUAAAUGAGAUAUGUAACUAUAUUUUAUACCACUUAAGCCACUAUAUUAUAGUUAAUACACUACAUCACAUAACUCAGUUUAUCUAAGCUCCACAAUUAUGAAGAUGAUUGUUCUAAAUAUGCCAAUAUAUAAAGAAUAUUUACUACUCAGUAAACAGUGAUUUCUUUGAAAUCCAUUGAUAUAUGCUGUUUGCUACUAAUGAUUAUCUUUGACUGAGAGAGAGUCUGGUACAGAGUCAAAUGUUUCACUUGACUUCUCACUGUGUAAGCAUAAUAGAAAUUAUCAUUUCAACUGAGACUGUAACUUUCCUGAUACACUCUGAUGGCAUGUUAGAUCACUGUAAGGUCAAUGCCCUAAGUUUCAUCAUGUUAGGAUCAAGAAUUGAUGAUUCAUUUUGCAGAGGAUUAACACACAAGUAGUGUUUUCAUUUGCUAAUAAAAAUCUUCAUCCUGAAACCA
Molecule: messenger RNA, 2206 nt
Organism: Schistocerca piceifrons (Central American locust)
Lineage: Eukaryota; Metazoa; Arthropoda; Insecta; Orthoptera; Acrididae
Product: cytochrome P450 6k1-like
Molecular function (GO): monooxygenase activity; oxidoreductase activity, acting on paired donors, with incorporation or reduction of molecular oxygen; heme binding
Source: RefSeq, a predicted model, not a curated record